Ceutorhynchus assimilis (cabbage seed weevil) is the source of this 534-nucleotide messenger RNA. NCBI's taxonomy places the organism in Eukaryota, Metazoa, Arthropoda, Insecta, Coleoptera, Curculionidae. The record is from the annotation of a GenBank genome assembly.
AUGGUAACACACGAGGUCAAUAAGCAAUCCUUUAGGUGUGUAUCAUCCUUGAGUUCGAACACCCUCUACCAGGUACAACAUGAAGCUAGCUGCUGGACCCUCAUAGUUACGUCUCCACCACAGCAUCCUGUUAUAAGACACAUCGAACUUGACACAUGUACGCUAGAUGGUGCCACGGACGUGACCCAGGUCGCUAUGACGUCAUCACAGAACCCGAACUUUGCACUAUGUACUCUAAAUGGCGCCACGGACGUGACCCAGGUCGCUAUGACGUCAUCACAGAACGCGAACCCUGAAUCAAACUUUGCACUAUGUACUCUAAAUGACUCCACGGACGUGACCCAGGUCGCUAUGACGUCAUCACAGAACGCGAACCCUGAAUCAAACUUUGCACUAUGUACUCUAAAUGACUCCACGGACGUGACCCAGGUCGCUAUGACGUCAUCACAGAACCAUAAUUAAAUAUACGUAGCGAUUUCGAAACGACUCGGAACAAUCCCUUCCACGCAAACUCCAUAUCACAGGAACCUGUAA